AUGUCUAUCGGUCUCAGGUUUACUUGGUUCAAGCUUUCUGAAUUGGUACUAGGUGUGAGGGUAUCAAGCACACUGGCUAUUAUAUUGCACACCAGCGUACUACAAACACUAACAGUAACUGAUUGUCGGUCUCAGGUCUACUUGGCCAAGGACUUGGAAACCGGCGAGAUGGUGGCCGUAAAGCAAAUCAAAACCAGAUACCUCACAGACGAGGACAUCGAAGGUCUUGACAGUGAAAUCAGUGUAAUGAAGACCCUGGAUCAUCCGCACAUUGUGAAACUUCUUGACUUCUUCGCUACUAAAUCACACUGCUACGUGGUGCAGGAAGUAGCCAUG
Messenger RNA from Sphaeroforma arctica JP610, 336 nucleotides. RefSeq lists its product as hypothetical. The transcript is spliced from 2 exons. The record is from RefSeq and is a predicted model, not a curated record. The annotation marks the transcript as partial. Gene Ontology annotation, cellular component: cytoplasm. NCBI's taxonomy places the organism in Eukaryota, Ichthyosporea, Ichthyophonida. Gene Ontology annotation, biological process: protein phosphorylation. Gene Ontology annotation, molecular function: ATP binding; protein kinase activity.